Molecule: messenger RNA, 819 nt
Organism: Gongylonema pulchrum
Lineage: Eukaryota; Metazoa; Nematoda; Chromadorea; Rhabditida; Gongylonematidae
Source: the annotation of a GenBank genome assembly
AUGCGUCACUACAUUCUGCGACCUGGUGCCAUCAGUCUGGGUUUGAAAAUGAGCAGUUUAAAACUCUUCUACCUUCUGCGUCUUCGGAUACCACUAGUGGGCGAUGAAAGGCAUUCGGUGCUUUCAAUCGUGUGUGAUAUGCUAGAAUCAAGGAGCGUAAAUGAAGUGGUAAAGGGAAAUAUCAUUGACGGUGCGCUCAGUUUGCUUUCUCUGGAUGACGAGCAAGAAACUCCGGAUUUGAUGCUGCACGAAGGCAUUUUCGCAGAGAUCAAAAGGAUUUCUGUAAGCGAAUUCGUUGAGGAUGCGACAAUAGGCAGUCGAUUUGUUUCGAUAUUGUUGACGUUCUUGGAAUCGGGCGCAGUACGGUCCGACGAGGCUAUCCAGUCCUUGCUGCUCACUGUUUCACGGAUGCUUGCUACUGUGGCCAAUUCCGAGCAGUUUUUAAAGAACUUGGUAAAUAUGCAGUCAACACUGAUUGGACGCUCAAACCGUGAAGCACUUGCAAAGGUUGAAAGAACGAUAGCAUUGAAAGUAGUGGAAAGUAGGAAGGCAGAAUUGCUGAAUUAUGUGGCCGACCUUGACUCGUGGGAUGAACGACGGGUUGGCGAGCCGGAUCACGAUAAACGAUACAAUGCCUAUACAAUGCUUAAUCGACUUAAUGAUAUGUCGUUGCGCUCAAUGGCAACAACGAACUUCCGCAACGUUAUUGGCUACUUCGAGAAGUGUAACAUGGAUGGCUGCGAAAAACAGGAUGCGGUCGAUUCACAUUUGCUGCACCUCGUGUUGAAAGGAUUGCACAAUGAAAACGAGGUAUGCUAA